Aspergillus mulundensis is the source of this 1929-nucleotide messenger RNA. RefSeq lists its product as uncharacterized. The transcript has a single exon. NCBI's taxonomy places the organism in Eukaryota, Fungi, Ascomycota, Eurotiomycetes, Eurotiales, Aspergillaceae. Bases 1 to 1929 code for a protein of 642 amino acids. The record is from RefSeq and is a predicted model, not a curated record.
AUGUCGAGGAAGGUUCCUCGCGCCGCCUUCGUCGAGGAAUAUGAUGAGGACGCCGAUGUUAGCCUCCCCGAAACCCGUCAAUCUGCCAACGUCACUGCCAAACGCUCCAAGUCUGACUUGAGGAAGCCCGCCAGGGAGCCUUUCGUCGAGGCUGCCAGUGACUCGGGCUAUUCUAGCCGCACUGCUGCCACUGUCAACAGCACCCAAUCUGCCCCGUCGGGCUCGAGACACCAGCCCCUCCCUCUUAAAGUUGACACUUCGCACAGAAGAGCUGAUCUUGAGAGAGUUCGCUCAAGAACAAAAGAACACACACGCGACCGUAGCGCUCGUCCAUCACGAGAGGACAAGAUGCACGCCGGCCCUUAUUCGGCCGGGUAUCCUCCGGCCCAUCUUCCUCGCUCUCCGUCGGUAUCCCAGAGGCCUGAACGAAUGUACCCACGAAACUAUCCCAGCAACUAUUGGGACGCUGAGCGGAAUGUGUAUCAUGCAUCCACGCCUGUUGAACCCCGACAAAGAGAAUACCGGUAUCACUCGUCGCAAGCGUCUUCCUACGAUUACCCGCCUCCGUCGCCGUCGCCGCAGACAUCGCGCUACCCCCCCGCAGCCGUCGUCCAGGUUUCAUCCAGUCGCCCCCAAGGUCGACCUACUCGGUCGAAUUCUUACCAUGCGAACAACCGACCGGUGAGCUUCCACGGACAGAUGCCGUCGAUGAACGGGAUGAUGUACAGUAGCUCUCCGGUCGGCCGAUUUGAACAUGGCCCGCCUCUGUCUUCCUCAGCAUACGUCAACUCGCCGGCAUACCCACCUGGCCCUCCGUCCAUCUACGCUCAACAGGCACCGUACUAUCCCUAUCCGGAUGCUGCCAGUCCGCCCGAACGUUUGGAUCGUUCAAUGUCUCGGCCCAGGGAGCAACCCCGUCAACGCCGACCGUCCGUCUUUGAGCCGCCCGCGAUGGACUACGAUUCAUCUGAGGAAGAAGAAGAGGAAGAGGAGGAAGAAGAUAUGGAGGAAGAGCUGAUGGAACCCUCUCCACCACCCCCACCGCCCGGGCCGCCCCGUCAAGCACGGCCACGGAUGCCGCUCCAUCACAUUGAUCGCAGGGAAGACGACUUCUACCCACCGCCGCCGCUCAAGCAGAGGGCCCCGCCUCAGAUCAUACAUCAGAAACGGCCCGAGCUACACCGCAAGCCAGCAACUACGCCAUCCGUCGUGUCUGAGCGCCGUGGGUCGCGGUCUCUUGACCUGUCUGAACUUCAGGAUGUACUCCCUCCUUAUGGAUACUACCGAGGGCCGAGCGGACCUACCAUCAUUCCCGAGAGGAACCGGAGCCUCAGGCGCCCUUCCGUUUAUCACGAUUCGUCCCGAUCUGGCCACCGAAUCGCCGUGGAGAACUCUAGCCGGCGGCGUAGGCCUACGGUCUACGACUUUGGUGGGCCGGGCGAUGAAAUCGAAGAAAAGCUGGGAGGGGCAGAGGAAUACCAGGCCUCCCAAUCAGGCAAAUCCGCGGCACCCCCGAUCUCUAUUAGUGAUGCUCUACUCAAGGCCAAAGCGAGCUCUCAGGUUGGAAGCGAUAGCGGGAGCCAGAAGAGCCGGUCGGCCAGCAGCCGCGGUAGUGGUAGCGAGGCUCGUACUCGGUCUGCAAGUGGCGCAUUGACUACUACCCGUGCCGAAGACGACGAUAACAUUGUCAUGACGCUGAACGGGGUGACCAUGAACUUUACUCAAGAGUCUUUGGGGGGGAAGCGAAUCAGCGUACGGAGUGGCAACACUGGGGCCGUUGAGUUGAAUAUCGAAGGAAAACGCCCCAAGAAGUACUUGACGGGUGGUUCCGAAUAUACAACUGCAAGCGGUGGCUCCAGAAAGGGCGACCGCAAGUCUGACCGCGCCAGCCGCCGUUCUAGUCGAUCGACCUAUGCUGCUCCUCGAUAA